This is a messenger RNA of Neltuma alba, 1665 nucleotides long. Its product is annotated as 5'-3' exonuclease. The transcript has 6 exons. Bases 82 to 1362 code for a protein of 426 amino acids. Gene Ontology annotation, biological process: DNA replication, Okazaki fragment processing. Gene Ontology annotation, molecular function: 5'-flap endonuclease activity; 5'-3' exonuclease activity; DNA binding. Lineage: Eukaryota; Viridiplantae; Streptophyta; Magnoliopsida; Fabales; Fabaceae. The record is from RefSeq and is a predicted model, not a curated record.
GCCUCGAUCCAUAUUGCUUGAGGAGCCUGCAGGUACAUUAACCGUUAAAGGAUUCAUUGUCAAACUGCAACACUGCCUCGUAUGCCUAUUUUCACCAUGAAAACACUAGCUCUAGCUUUGUCCCCUGCCCCUUAUACUCAGUCUUGUUUCCCUUGCAAUUUUUCCUUUUCUCUGCCAUCAACAGCUCAGAAAUCUGCAGCACAAGCCACCAUUAAGAAAACUGAAGCUCGGAAGGUCCAUACCGGAGUUGUAGCUGAUGAGUCGUCUUCUUUCACUUGGUCUUUUCGUCAAACACGUGGUGAGCAAUCACUGCCAGGAAGUGAAUGUCACGAUAAGAGAGCUAGCAAGAAAAGGGUCUUCUUUUUAGAUGUUAAUCCUCUAUGCUAUGAAGGAAACACACCCAGCUUGUACUCCUUUGGUCGAUGGGUCUCUCUUUUUCUCUCUCAAGUCAGUCGCAGCGACCCUGUUAUCGCUGUUUUUGAUGGAGAAAAGGGUAGUGAGCAUCGUAGACAGCUACUGCCGUCAUACAAAGCCCAUAGGAAAAAAUUCUUGCGGCACUCAUCAUCUGCGCAAAGAUUUUCUAGAGGUCAUGUUGGGAGGUCCCAUCAAGUGAUCACUGAUGUUCUCAGAAAAUGCAAUGUGCCAGUCAUAAAAGUUGAUGGCCAUGAAGCUGAUGAUGUUGUUGCCACACUUGUUGGACAAGUUCUCAACAGAGGUUUUCGUGUUGUGAUUGCCUCUCCCGAUAAGGAUUUUAAACAGCUCAUAUCUGAAGAUGUGCAAAUUGUUAUGCCCUUGCCAGAGUUAGAAAGGUGGUCCUUCUACACCUUGAGGCACUACAGAGCUCAAUAUAAUUGUGACCCUCAAUCUGAUCUGAGCCUUAGAUGCAUUGUAGGUGAUGAAGUUGAUGGCGUUCCGGGUAUCCAACAUGUGGUCCCUGAUUUUGGUCGGAAGACUGCUUUAAAACUUAUUAAAAAGCAUGGUACAUUGGAGACUUUGUUAAAUGCAGCUGCAGUGCGGACUGUGGGAAGGCCAUAUGCCCAGGAAGCCCUUACAAAAUAUGCUGAUUACCUUCGAAGAAACUAUGAAGUUCUGGCCUUGAAAAGGGAUGUAGAUAUCCAACUUCAUGAGGAUUGGUUAGUUGAGAGAGACGCGCAUAAUGAUACAACUGCCCUCUCUAACUUCUUCAAAUAUUUGGAACAGAUGAGGGAACUCAACAAUAAUUAUAGACCUCACACUUCUAAUGGAUUGAACCCUGACAGUUGUAAGAAGAUAAGCAUUAAAGCACAUAGUACGUACUUGGUGGCACUUCCCAAUGGGGCCAAACACCAUUCUCUAAUUGAAGGCAUUGCAAGCUAUGUCUGAGUAAGGCUUCAGCGUCUUUGAGAUCAAGAUUCAGUGACAUGAUGAUUUAUGUUCCUUGUACCUUUUUGUAACAUGUAAGAGGAAGUUGUUGUAACAUAGAUUAAAUUAAAAAGAAUAAAGGGGGGGGGGGACAGAGUAGGUAUAAUAUUUGAGAACAGGGUCAGUGAAUUUCCAUGGAUUUUAUUUGUCAUUUUGUUUAUCCCAUGGCGUCUUUGCUUCGAGUAUGAAUUACAGAAGACAAUUUAAGAUGCUCGUCCAGUGCUUAACAUAAAAGUUGGUAAAGGGAUUUGUUUUAAUGUUAAA